AUGGAAGCUAUUGCCGAGCACGAUUUUAAUGCGACUGCCGAAGAUGAAUUGAGUUUUCGUAAAUCACAAAUUUUGAAGAUACUGAAUAAAGAUGAAGAUCCACACUGGUAUAAGGCUGAACUGGAUGGUCAUGAAGGUUACGUGCCAAGCAAUUAUAUUAAAAUGUGUGAACAUGACUGGUAUCUUGGUAAGAUUAGUAGAGCCGAUGCUGAGUCGUUGUUACUGAGGCCUGGCAAUCCUGAUGGUGCUUUUUUAGUGCGACAAUCAGAAAGUUCUCCAGGAGAUUUCAGCAUAUCAGUUAGGUUUCAAGAUUCAGUGCAGCAUUUUAAAGUGCUGCGUGAUAAUAAUGGGAAAUAUUUUUUGUGGGUCGUUAAAUUCAACAGUUUAAACGAACUGAUCAAUUACCAUAGAUCAGCCUCUGUUUCUCGUUCUCAUACUAUUCUUUUACAAAAUAUGGAUACCGUUACAACUCAGCAAACUACACUGGUUCAGGCAAUGUUUGAUUUUAAACCACAAGAAGAAGGCGAAUUGGCAUUUAAACGUGGUGAUAUUAUAACUGUUACCAAUCGAGAAGAUGAUAAUUGGUGGGAAGGUAUGUUGAACAAUAAAACUGGGAUGUUCCCUGCUACGUACGUUUGUCCUUUUAACAAUUCUGCUCAUUAA
Dracunculus medinensis (Guinea worm) is the source of this 663-nucleotide messenger RNA. The record is from the annotation of a GenBank genome assembly. Lineage: Eukaryota; Metazoa; Nematoda; Chromadorea; Rhabditida; Dracunculidae.